This is a messenger RNA of Salvelinus sp. IW2-2015, 1006 nucleotides long. RefSeq names its product dynein, axonemal, light chain 1 (gene dnal1). Lineage: Eukaryota; Metazoa; Chordata; Actinopteri; Salmoniformes; Salmonidae. Gene Ontology annotation, biological process: outer dynein arm assembly. Gene Ontology annotation, cellular component: cytoplasm. The record is from RefSeq and is a predicted model, not a curated record. Gene Ontology annotation, molecular function: dynein heavy chain binding; alpha-tubulin binding.
CAUGGGAAAGAUGAUUGCUCGAGCUCCUGCACAUGCGUCGUGACUUGUGAAGCUUCAGUCUGUGUCAUAGCAACCGGAGAGGACAACAUGGCAAAACCAACAACCAUAAAAGAAGCCCUUGUGAAAUGGGAGGAGAAGGCAGGAGAGAAGGUGGGGGAGGCGAAAGCAGUCAAGCUGUAUGGUCAGAUUCCUCCUAUUGAGAAGAUGGAUGCUUCUCUCUCCACCCUCAUCAACUGCGAGAAAUUGUCCCUGUCUACAAACUGCAUUGAGAAAAUUGCCAACUUGAAUGGCCUCAAAAACCUACGGAUAUUAUCACUAGGGCGGAACAACAUCAAAAAUCUAAACGGACUGGAGGCUGUUGGUGACACGCUAGAGGCGUGGAUUUCCUACAACCUGAUAGAGAAGCUCAAAGGAAUUCAUGUUAUGAAGAAACUCAAGGUCCUCUACAUGUCUAACAACCUGGUCAAGGAGUGGGCUGAGUUCCUGAAGCUAGCUGACCUUCCAUCCUUAGUGGACAUGGUGUUUGUUGGAAACCCUCUGGAGGAGAAAUACUCCGCUGAGGGGACCUGGCUAGAAGAGGCCACCAAGAGGCUGCCCAAGCUGAAGAAACUAGAUGGGAACCCAGUGAUCAAGGCGGAUGAUGACGACGAGGGAGACAGUUAACACAUUCCAUCUCUUACAGUUUACAGGUUGUUGUUUUUAAAAUAUUUUUUAUUGAAAUGGUUUCUAUACCAGCAUCAUUGAGAAUCAAUCCACCAGGCAAUAUCCUAUUAUCUUAUUUGUUCUCUUUUUAGAUGUUGAAUAAGCUCAUUCCACUGGUUGGGAGAUGACCUCUCAUAGAAGCACAUUGCUGAAGCUUUUACAGCUCCAUGGAUGUCAUGAAAUAAAAAGUAAUACGAAAGAGGUAGUACAGUUACAAUGUUUGAUUUCAUGUAUGUAUGUACAGUGGGGAGAAAAAGUAUUUGAUACACUGCCGAUUUUGCAGGUUUUCCUACUUACAAAGCAG